Tripterygium wilfordii is the source of this 2493-nucleotide messenger RNA. Its product is annotated as myosin-10. The coding region runs from base 129 to 2081 and encodes 650 amino acids. NCBI's taxonomy places the organism in Eukaryota, Viridiplantae, Streptophyta, Magnoliopsida, Celastrales, Celastraceae. The record is from RefSeq and is a predicted model, not a curated record. The transcript has 18 exons.
AGAGAGAGAGGGAUAGGGGGAGGGGGAGAGGGAGAGGGAGAGGGAGAGGGAGAGGGAGAGGGAGAGGCAGGCCCGCAAAUCCACUUCUGUAACAGUCUCCAGUCGCUUACUACCGCGAUCCCCUGGACAUGGAUGGAAAUUCGAACGAGAAUGAGUCGUUAAUUGCUCGCAUCCAACAGUUGGAGCAUGAGCGUGGAGAAUUACACAAAGAUAUUGAGCAAUUAUGUAUGCAGCAAGCUGGACCUGGCUACCUUGCUGUGGCUACUCGAAUGCAUUUUCAAAGGACAGCUGGUUUGGAGCAGGAGAUUGAGGAUUUGAAAAAAAAGUUAGCCACAUGUACAAGAGAGAAUUUAAAUCUUCAAGAGGAGCUUUCAGAGGCAUACCGCAUUAAAGGUCAGCUGGCAGAUCUACACAGUGCUGAGGUUGCAAAGAACAUGGAAUCUGAGAAGCAGGUUAAAUUUUUCCAAGGCUGUGUAGCCACUGCUUUUGCAGAGCGGGAUCAUUCGAUAAUGGAGGCUGAGAAGGCCAAGGAAAAAGAAGAGUUCAUGUCACAGAGACAUAAUGAAAUCCAAAAAAGGUUGGAAGAUCUGACCUCCGAUUGUUUUCAACAGAAAAGAAUUAAUGAUACAUUGAGUAGUGAUCUGGCGAAACUUGAAGAGCAGAAUGAAGCUUUCAAGAAGGUUAUUGAUAAUUUCUUCAACAUCAGACAUCAUUCUGUUGAGGGAUUGGAAGAUAUCGGUUGGGAUGACAAGUGUGCACGUCUGUUGAGUGACCCAGUCGAUAUGUGGAGUUUUAAUGAUUCUUCGUCCUCUAUGUACAUUAGUUCAUUAGAAGAAGAGCUGGAGAGACUGAGGAACUCUGUGGAUAAUCUUCAAAAUAAACUACGCGUGGGUCUAGAAAUUGAAAAUCACCUGAAGAAGACAGUUCGUGACAUGAAAAAGAAGAAAAUGCUUUCAUACGAACUGAUUAUCAAUGGCAUAGCUGGGUUACGCCUUUUCCAUUCUCAGCAUAGAGCUCAUGUUAUGAAUUUACUCAGCGAGGGCAAAUCUCAUAUUGAGUCAAUUAUUUGUUUGAUGGAGGAAAAGAUUCAGCAAUUAGAUGUGAGGGGAGGACAAAGUUUGGAACCUCAGAGAGUCAGGGAACCUGAUGAGUACGAUUGUCGAGACAUUCACACUAGCACUAAUAUUGACUGUGACUUGGUACCUGAGAUAAAUGAUCCUGGAUUAUCAGAUACCGUUUCUGACAAGAAAGGUAUUGCAGCUGAUGUCCUUACUCAGGCAUUGCAGGAGAAGGUUGCAGCACUUUUACUUCUAUCCCAGCAGGAAGAAAGACAUUUACUGGAGAGAAAUGUAUAUACAGCUCUGCAGGAAAAAGUAGACGAGCUUCAGAGGAACUUGCUGCAAGUUACUAAUGAAAAGGUGAAAGCUCUCAUGGAGUUGGCAUGGUUGAAGCAAGAGUACCAACGACUACACGAGAGCAACAACAGUCAGAUGCAAGGAAAGUUGAUCAAUAUUGUGGAAAAGAGACCAGUUAAUAAUGAAAGUGAUGGAAGGUUGAGAAACCUUUUUAAGAAGACAUAUUUGAGACGCUGGGUUGGUACUCAAGAUUUUAGUGGAAGUGAAGCAGAGCAGCAGCUGAAUAAUGAUGGGAAUUUUUCCAGCAGAAGGUCGAAUAGUAUGGAUUAUGCCAGAAUGAAGAUUGAAAAUGCUACACUAAAGGAAAGCAUGGAAAGUAUGGAGCAUCUGACUAAUUCAAUUCAUAGACUGCGUCUCUCAAUCUUAAAGGUUAAAGAGUCAGUUACUUCUGAAGGAACAUUUACUAACGUGCCAGAAGUAAUAGACGAUAUAAUUACCGAGGCAAAACUUCUGAAAACUGCCUUGGGCAGCUCCUUACCGAUUAGUUGGUCUGCGGAGGUUGGUAUAUCAACUAGUGAAAGUAAAAGCAAUGAACUAGGUGAUGAUUGUGAGAACCCCAGUAGGGAGAAAAUAGAUUUUGUUUCUGCUGCAGGAUUCGAGAUGGUGGAGCUCGUCGUUCUUGCAGCUCAGAUACUAAGGGACAAAACAACGUCGAAGGGUUCUUGACAAUGAAUCUGAUCUAUUUCUUGUAUGUUUAAUAUCAUUUCUGAGAAUACCUCUGUUGACAAGCGGAGUUGGAGCUUUGUGUAGAUAGUUGGCAUGAUGAGUGGGUUAUGAGGGGAUAAUUAUGCAUUCUGGUGGGCGAUGUGUGGAGGAAAUGAAAAACAUAUUCUUUAUGAGAGUACUCGAGUAGUUGUGUGAACAUAUCAAUCCAUGCGAUAGUUUGUGAUCAGGUGUUUAGAAUAUGCUGUUGGAGCUGGCCCCGAGUGUGUAUAUUCAAGGAUAAAUAUCUUCUUUUCUUGUAUAAUUCCCGGGACGCAAGCUCUAUGAUGUAUAUUUUAUUUAUACAUUGUAAUGCAACAUAGCAUUGUGAAGUUGGUUUUUAGAAUUUGUUUUUGGAGCUGGCUCCAGGUGUGUA